GCGUCUGGCAACGCUGUUGGAACAAUGGCUGCGCCCAUUAAAAUGGCUGGCGACGUGCGGUCAAGUGACGCUCGACACUGGAAACGUCAAAAAGAAAGCUUGCCCAGGCCCAAGAUCUUCAAGAAGACAAAUGCGAAGUUCCAUAACAAUGCGUCGAAACCGGCAUUCGCCGGCGAGACUUCGGACACCGUCAAAUUCAACCAGAUACUCGUCAAACCCAACAAGAAGUGGUAUGAACAGCUGCCAGAAGAGGGUUCUGCUGUAACAGUUGCCGACAACCCUCCCGAACUGGUCUCGGCCAAGCGCAAGUUGGCAGAAACCCUGUUUGAGCAUGACAAGGAACUUUACAGAAAACACUCAGAGUCACGGGCACGUGCCUCAGACAUGCGCUGGGUGAGAACCGUGUUGGCGAAAGGCGCACUCGCCGACAAGGUGGCCGCCCACACGCUGCUGAUUCAGGAGAGCCCCCUGCACAACCUGGCGAGCUUGGAUUCCUUGCUCGCCAUGGUGACGCCCAAAGGAAAGAAGGAGUGUCUCCUCGCAAUGGAUGCUCUGAGGGACCUCUUUCUAUCAGAUCUCCUUGUACCUGACAAGAAACUGAAGUCUUUUUGUCAGCGGCCCCUGGCGAGCCUGAGUGGUAGUGGCCUGGUUGAAUCUCGGACGCUGCUGCUGUGGUACCUCGAGGACCUGCUGAAGCAGCGUUACGCGACCUUUCUGCAGUCUGUGGAGACGGUCUCCUUCGACCAAGUGGAGAAGCUCAAGCUGCGUGCGGUCACGUGCAUGUUCCACAUGCUCACCUACCACCCUGAAAGAGAACUGUUCCUACUGGAGCGACUGAUCAACAAGCUGGGUGACCGCACCCACGCAGUGGCCUCCCGGGUGGCCCACCACUUGACACAGCUGACCAAUCACCAUCCGCGCAUGAAAGGUGCUGUACUGACCGAAGUGGACCGGUUCGUCUAUCGCCCCAAUGUGGCAUCGAAGGCACAGUACUAUGCCCUCUGCUUUCUCAGUCAGCUCCUCUUGUCGGACAACGAUGUGUCCCUGGCCCGCUCCCUGGUGUCCUUCUACUUCACCUUCUUCAAGAAGUGCGUCCAGCGCUCAAAGGUGGCCGACGCUCGCACCAUGAAGGUGCUGCUGACGGGCGUCAACCGGGCGUUUCCCUACGCCCGAGCUAGCGACGCUGAGGGCCUGCCGGACGACCAAACAAACCUCAUGUUCCGUCUCGUCCACCUCACUGACUUCAACAUUGCGGUGCAGGCGCUCACGCUACUGUUCCAGAUCCUGGAUGCCAAGAGCUCGCUGUCGGAUCGUUUCUAUGGCGCGCUUUAUCGGAAGGCGCUGGACCCGGCGCUCGAGCACUCCAGCCACCAGACCAUGUUUCUCAACCUUCUCUACAAGUCGCUCAAGCGGGACACGGAGAACAACAGAGUCAAAGCAUUUCUGAAACGACUCCUUCAGGCGUGUCUUUACCGUUCUCCGCAUCUGGCUUGCGGCAUCCUAUUCCUCGUGUCCGAAGUUGUCAAGCUACGGCCAACUCUCCUCGAUGCUCGGACGUUUGAUGACAGCCCCGACGAUGAAGCCCCAGAGUGCUCGGUGCAACUGGACGACAAUGACAGCGAUGGCGAGCAUUAUGAUGAUGCUCCGGAUGACAGUGACGAAGGAGAAUCGUCAGGUGCCGCAAAACGAGCACGAUCGGGUUCUAGUGGUAGCCAGACAGGAACAGCCGGUGAAAAGCAAAGCACAGGCUCCUGGGUUCACACAAAGACGACAACCAUCGACGAGUCGGGAGCCCCAACAGUGGAGCGGCGGCGGAGGACCGGGUAUGACCCCCUGGCUCGCAACCCACUCUACUGCGGCGCCGAGUUCUGCCCCGCUUGGGAGCUGCGUCACCUCAGCCAUCACUACCACCCGUCGGUGGCGCUGUUUGCCGAGCGCAUCCUGCGAGGACAGCCCGUUGCGUAUCCUGGUGACCCGCUGCAGGAUUUCACCCUGUCACGCUUCCUCGAUAGGUUUGUGUACCGAAACCCUAAGGCACCCGCCGCCAACGAGCCUGUCAUGGAGGAUCAGGCGGCCAGUGUCUUUGGCAAGCGGAGACAAUACACGCCGAAGGGAGUCCGUAAAAUGGACGUGCUCAGUCGCCAGUACCAGCACCAGGUUGAGGCCAACAUUCCACCGGAGGAGACAUUCUUGUACAGGUACUUCAAGCAGGAGCGUGAGCGGCGCAAGGCCGAGAAGGGCAAGGACGAAGACAAGAAGAAGAAGAAGGAUGGAAACGACGACGAGCUUGCAUCCGACGCGGAGAGUGUGGCCAGUGACGACGUCGACCGGGUCCUGGACUUGUUCGAACCGGGCGUCGACGGGGAGCUGGACUUUGCCUCGGCCUUCUCUGGAAGCAAGAAACGCAAGAAGGGCAAGAUGGAGUCUGAUGAUUCCGGUGACGAGGAUUCGGAUGAUGACGAUGAUGAUGGCCUUGAGGGGCUUGAAGAUGACGAGGAAUACCAGGAGGCCCUCAAAGGGCUGCCCGUUGGCAAAGGUGGCUCGGAGAUUCAAGAGGAGGACAUUGAAUUUUCAGAUGAGGAUGAUGAGUUCAGCACCGGAGGAAAAAGGCCAUCCAGAGAGAUACCUGGCAAGGGCAAGGUCAAGAGUAAAGGUUUCGACUUGUCGAAGCUUGUUGCUUCUGCAGAAGAGUUUUCUCAUCUGUUGGAAGAAAAUGCCGGAGGUGUGGACACGACGACGUCACAGGCUGUCUCAAACAAGGACAAAGCAAGUGCAAAGCAGCUCAGAUGGGAGAGAGACCGAGAUGCCUGGGUCCGCGGCGAAGACUGGAGAAGUCGGAAGCGGAAGCUCGGCGCUGGUUCCGCGCCAAGACGUGGGAAAAUGGCGGGAAAGCGACAGAAGCGGCGAUGAUGCCGUUUCUUGCCUUCUGUGUAAUAAAAAGUCAC
Rhipicephalus sanguineus (brown dog tick) is the source of this 2945-nucleotide messenger RNA. RefSeq names its product CCAAT/enhancer-binding protein zeta (gene Noc1). Gene Ontology annotation, cellular component: nucleus. Bases 25 to 2910 code for a protein of 961 amino acids. The transcript has 18 exons. Lineage: Eukaryota; Metazoa; Arthropoda; Arachnida; Ixodida; Ixodidae. The record is from RefSeq and is a predicted model, not a curated record.